Molecule: messenger RNA, 2522 nt
Organism: Neolamprologus brichardi
Lineage: Eukaryota; Metazoa; Chordata; Actinopteri; Cichliformes; Cichlidae
Product: homeodomain-interacting protein kinase 1-like
Biological process (GO): peptidyl-threonine phosphorylation; peptidyl-serine phosphorylation
Cellular component (GO): cytoplasm; nucleus
Molecular function (GO): ATP binding; protein serine/threonine kinase activity; protein tyrosine kinase activity
Source: RefSeq, a predicted model, not a curated record
AUCCUGCAGCCUUUCUCCAUAAAGCUGAAUCUGCUAAAGCGCAGGUUUAAUUAGAAAUAUAAAGUUUUUCUGCAACAUCCUCAAGAAGGCAGCUCUGAAAGAAGCGUUUGGGAGGACUGGAGACAAACAAGUGUACUGAAGAGGAUCAAAUAAUUUACUCUAAGUGCUACAGUAAAGGCAAUGGCUGAGCUGCCAACUGAGCGGGUUUUCCCUGGACCACCACCUGCCAACAACGGGCAACAACCUUCUUCAAGAAGGUGUUAUGAUGCCAGAGAUGCCCAUAAAAUUGCCCAGAUCAACCGAUUACUUCCCAUAGGCUGGUACUUCACUGGAGCUGCACGGUACCAGAUGAUAUCUACCCUGGGAGAAGGAGCCUAUGGCACGGUUGGAAAAUUCAUUAGGCUCAAUGACUUGAAGAGCGUAGCCAUCAAAAUAGUUAAGACUGAUUGCUUCAGAAAUGGACUGGCAAACUUGGAGGUGGCUGCCCUGCGAAAGUUAAAGUUAUACAAAUCUGAAAGGUAUAACUUGGUUCAGUUUUACAACGUUCUUACCGAUGGGCAAAAAUUAUGUCUCGAAUUUGAGCAUUUGGACAAGAACCUUUAUGAAUUCAUGAAGGAAAGACAAUUCCGACCGCUCGCUCUAAAGUCAGUUAGAGCCAUCACCCAGCAGAUUGCGAAAGCGCUGGAUCAUUUGAAGUCUGUACGUUUGAUACAUGCAGACCUCAAGCUGGAAAAUGUGAUGCUUGUCAACCAUCAAAAACAACCAUAUAGGGUCAAAGUGAUUGACUUUAGCUUGGCAUGUGACACCUCUGCUGCCUCGAUGGGCUCUUACAUUCAGUCCCGUUCAUACCGGUCCCCAGAGAUUAUUCUCGGGGCUCCAUUUACAGAGGCCAUAGAUGUAUGGUCUCUGGGCUGCAUUGCUGCUAAUCUGUACCUUGGCUCCAUGCUCUACCCUGGUGAGAAUGAAUAUGAGGUGAUGAGGUACAUAGUGGAGACUCAGGGCCAGCCUCCAGGCAAGAUCCUCGACAGUGGGCUCAAGACUGCCUUUUAUUUCGACACGCAGUUGUAUUUCACCACCAGCACGUGGAAACUCAAGACACCUGAGCAGUUUGUCAGUGAGACAGGGAUUAAGUUCACCGAGAAAAGGAUGAUGAAGUUGACCUCUCUUGAUGACCUUAAAAACCUCUGGUUCACACGUCAUCAAAAUUAUACCAGUAAAUCCGCAGAAAUCUGUGAUCUGCUGGUGUUUAUCGAGCUGCUUAAAGGAAUGCUUCAGCUUGAUCCUGAAAAACGGAUGACGCCCAGUCAGGUGCUGCAGCACGACUUCACAACACUGCGCCACAUUUUGCGCUUGUACCCCUACAGCUUCCAGUCUCUGCAGCAACCAUCCUCCAGGACCAGCCACCCUACCCAGCAAAACCAACCUUGCCCUCUAGCUGAGCACAGCAUCCAAGUGAGGCGCCAUUCUCACUCUAGGACCACCUGUCCUCCUCUGCAAAAUCAUCCUUGUCCUUCAUCUAUGCGCUACAGCCCUUAUUCCAGAACAACCCACCUUGCUGAGCAAAAUCAUCCUUGCCUUCCCGUGUUACACCACUGCUGUUGCUUCAGGACCAUCUGUCCUCACCAUCACAAUCAUCCAGCUGUGUGCUACUGCCUCUACUUUAGGACCACACACCCUCCCCAACAAUAAACACUUUGCUCCCUAGCUCAGCACGGCACCCAAGUGCGGUAUCACUGCCUUUACUGCAGGACUACCCAUCCUUGCAGCAAUAUCCUUCUGGCCUUGCAACUAAACUCCACUGUCUUUACUCUAGGACCACCCAUUCUGCUUAGCAAUGCCGUCCUCACCCUCCAGCCAAACACUGCACCCCUGCACAAAGUCUUGGACCACAGUGAAGUCCUUAGCAAGACUCACCAAAUCAAACCAGAGUCUUAAAAAAAAAAAUUAAUGACUGAUUAAACAAUGUGUGUAAGAGUCUCUGACCAAUCUGAAAGAUCAUUGUGAUAUAAAAAGGAUUCCAUUGUUCUGCUGAGCCAUCUUGCACAAGCGUUGGAUGUAGGACAAUUAUAGCUCACCACAGAAUACUGUAUCAAUCCCUAAGCAAAUUAUGUGGAGAAAGAUGAACAAUGGGGAAGACUAUGUUGAGAGGCUGCAUAGGAGUGCCAGAUGGAACUCUUGAGAUUGCAGCAUCCACACUUUUAAUCACAUCUUCCUUAUUGAGACUGAUCAACGGGACACUGGCUGAGCACAAAUGCUGGAGACAGACAUUUCUGCUCAGGAGUAAACAAAAAAAAAGAAAUUAAAAAAAAAAAUAGACCUGGUAGGUUAUAUGUACCAAUCCCUUAUAAGAAGAAGUCAUAAUUAAAAGCAAUCUGUUGCCAUCAUUGCAAUAGUCAGGGGGCUUAGACCAUUUAAAAUUUGUUUUUCCAAUGAAUUACUUUAUUUUCACUGACAUGUUGUUGUAUGAAGUACUUAUUCUUUAUUGUAUGUUCCAAUAAGUGGAACAAUAUUAAAACAAUAAA